This is a messenger RNA of Theobroma cacao (cacao), 3544 nucleotides long. Its product is annotated as ARM repeat superfamily protein. Gene Ontology annotation, cellular component: cytoplasm. Gene Ontology annotation, biological process: protein import into nucleus. The record is from RefSeq and is a predicted model, not a curated record. Lineage: Eukaryota; Viridiplantae; Streptophyta; Magnoliopsida; Malvales; Malvaceae.
UUACUCCAUUUUUGUGGCUCUGGUAGCCGUCUGAUAUUGAAAAGAGGAAAUGAAGAAAUGAAUCAGAGGAAUUACAGGCGUCGAGUGGUGGUGUGGUGUCGGGCCAUUGGCUUUUCGAUGAUUGGUUAAAGUAUAUUAGAAUCAGAGAAAAUGGAGCUGCAAAUGAAGGUGGCGCAGGCGGUCCAUGUUCUCUAUCACGACACAGAAUCUUGCAACCGCGUCGCAGCCAAUCAGUGGCUGGUUCAGUUCCAGCAGACCGAGGCAGCUUGGGAGGUCGCCACCUCCAUCCUUACCUCCGAUCAUCAGCCUUUCCUCUCCGAUUUCGAAGUCGAGUUCUUCGCCGCUCAGAUUCUCAAACGGAAGAUCCAGAACGAAGGCUGUUACUUGCAGUUAGGAGUUAAAGAUGCUCUGCUUAAUGCCCUUCUUCUGGCUGCCAAAAGAUUCAGUUCUGGCCCUCCGCAGCUUUUAACCCAAAUUUGCCUUGCACUCUCUGCCCUUAUACUUCGUUCUGUUGAGCAUGGAAAACCUAUUGAGCAGCUUUUUUAUAGUCUACAAAAUCUGCGGACCCAGAAUGAUGGGAAUGCUGCUGUUCUUGAGAUGCUCACUGUUCUACCAGAAGAAGUUAUUGACACCCAAACUACUGAUUCUAAAAUAAGUGCAUCCCACCGAAGCCAGUAUGGCCAAGAGCUUCUUUCACAUACUCCUGUGGUCAUUGAAUUCCUGCUCCAGCAAUCUGAAAAUAAGUUUGAAGGUGGCAUUCAACUAAAUGAAAGGAACAAAAAGAUUCUCCGUUGCUUACUCAGUUGGGUUCGAGCCGGGUGCUUCUCAGAGAUUCCCCAAGGUUCAUUGCCAACACAUCCGCUACUUAAUUUUGUAUUCAACUCACUGCAGGUAUCCUCUUCAUUUGACCUGGCUGUUGAAGUUCUUGUUGAACUAGUGAGUCAUCAUGAGGGGCUGCCUCAGGUUUUGCUAUGCAGAGUACAUUUUCUUAAAGAGAUGCUUCUUCUACCAGCUCUUACUGGUGGAGAUAAGAAGGUGAUUGCUGGCCUCGCAUGUUUGAUGUCCGAAAUUGGGCAGGCUGCACCGUCUUUGAUUGUAGAGGCAAGUGCUGAGGCACUUAUGCUGGCGGAUGCUCUUUUGAGCUGUGUGGCAUUUCCAUGUGAAGACUGGGAAAUUGCAGACUCAACUUUGCAAUUUUGGUCUAGUCUUGCAAGCUAUAUACUUGGUCUUGAUGUUGAUGGUACAAGCAAAAAAAAUGUCGAAGGCAUGUUUUUUUCUGUAUUCUCAGCAUUACUUGAUGCUCUUUUACUGCGUGCUCAGGUGGAUGAAUCUACAUUGAAUGACGAGAGUGGAACUUUUGACUUGCCUGAUGGUCUUCUCCAAUUCAGGAUGAAUCUUGUUGAACUUUUGGUAGAUAUAUGUCAGCUGCUACGACCUGCUACAUUUGUGCAAAGGCUUUUUUUUGGUGGUUGGUUUUCCACAAAUAUGGCAAUACCUUGGAAAGAGGUUGAAACCAAAUUGUUUGCUCUAAAUGUGGUUUCUGAAGUAGUCCUUAAAGAGGGCCAGGCCUUUGAUUUCUCGGUGGUUAUGCAGCUGGUUACAAUCUUAUCUUCCAGGCCUUCUGCUGAGCUCAAGGGAUUCAUGUGCAUUGUUUACAGAUCAGUUGCAGAUGUUAUUGGUUCCUAUUCCAAGUGGAUAUCUGCCCUGCAAACUAAUUCUAGACCCUCACUAUUAUUUCUUGCUGCUGGGAUUUCAGAACCUCUGUCCUCAAAUGCUUGUGUGUCUGCCCUCCGUAAAUUUUGUGAAGAUGUUUCUGCUGUGAUUUAUGAGCCGUCAAAUUUGGAUAUCUUGAUGUGGAUAGGAGAGGCUUUGGAGAAGGGGUGUCUUCCUUUGGAAGAUGAAGAAGAAGUUGUUAGUGCAAUCAGUCUGGUCCUUGGCUCUGUUUCUAACAAGGAGCUACAGAACAACUUAUUGGCUAGAUUGCUAUCGUCUAGCUAUGAAGCUAUUGGGAAACUUAUUGAAGAUAAUAACAAACAUUCUCUGAGACAAAAUCCAGCUGCUUAUACAGAAAUUUUGAGCUUUGCAACUAGAGGACUGCACAGGAUAGGAAUUGUCUUCAGUCAUCUGGCCAUGCCUUUCCUGUGUGAGCCUUCUACUGAUAAUUCCAUCCUUUCAGUACUUAGGGUUUUCUGGCCUAUGCUGGAGAAGCUUUUUAGAUCAGAACACAUGGAGAACAGUAGUUUAGCUGCUGCAGCUUGUCGUGCUCUUUCACUAGCGAUUCAGUCCUCAGGCCAGCACUUUGAAUUGCUAUUGCCCAAAAUACUAGAUUGCCUGUCGACAAACUUUCUGUCAUUUCAAAGUCAUGAAUGCUACAUUCGAACUGCUUCUGUUGUUAUUGAAGAGUUUGGUCACAAAGAGGAGUAUGGUCCUUUGUUCAUGAGCACAUUUGAACGGUUCACCCAAGCAUCGUCAGUAAUGGCCCUUAAUUCUUCGUAUGUAUGUGACCAAGAACCUGAUCUAGUGGAGGCCUACACAAAUUUUGCAUCGACAUAUGUUCGUGGCUCUCGUAAGGAAGUAUUGGCUGCAUCUGGUCCUCUGCUAGAAAUUUCUUUUCAAAAGGCAGCUAUAUGCUGCACUGCUAUGCAUCGUGGGGCAGCUCUUGCAGCUAUGUCAUAUUUGUCUUGUUUCUUGGAGAUUGGCCUGGCUUCAUUAUUGGAAUCGAUGACCUUUUCUCCUGAAGGGUCAUUUGGUGCCACAGCAAUUCAUGUCAUUUCUCAUAGUGGAGAGGGACUUGUAUCAAAUAUAGUGUAUGCUUUACUCGGUGUCUCAGCAAUGUCACGGGUUCACAAGUGUGCAACGAUAUUGCAACAAUUAGCUGCAAUUUGCUGUUUGAGCGAAAGAACAACCUGGAAGGCCAUUCUUUGUUGGGAUUUUUUGCAUUCAUGGCUACAAGCAGCGUUUAAUCAGGUGCAGGCUCUUCCAGUUGAGUAUCUGAAGCUGGGAGAAGCUGAAACGCUAGUGCCAGUUUGGUUGAAGGCCCUUGCUGGUGCUGCUGCAGAUUAUCUUGAGAGCAAGAGCUCCAAUGGAGGAAAGAGCGAUUAUGGGCAUAUGCAAGGGAAAGGAGGAAGAGUACUGAAGCGAGUCAUCCGAGAGUUUGCUGAUGGUCACCGCAACAUCCCAAAUUUGACUUGACUCCCACCCGUAGAUGCUAUCAGCCUGUCCUGCAGCUUUCGACACAUAUUGCUCGAGGCCUUCCAUACUUGCUUCAAGCUCAGUUCAAUUCUGGGAGAUGGAGAUUACCAUCUGUUGCAUUUGAGAAACUUGCCAUCACAAUAUAAGUAACACUCCUGAGAAUCUCUUGUACAGCAGAUUGACCCAAUUUUGUUAGACCAGAAAGAAUCAGAUUAGGAUUGUUCAAUAUCUUGUGGGAGAGCAGAUGGAAAUGAGAAUACAAACUGCUUUUUUUCUUCCCUUUCGGUGCCAGAGAAUUACAUGUACUUAAAAGAAAGGAAUGUAGUCAGUGAUUUCUAUUUUCUUUUGUUUU